Messenger RNA from Sclerotinia trifoliorum, 1938 nucleotides. The record is from the annotation of a GenBank genome assembly. NCBI's taxonomy places the organism in Eukaryota, Fungi, Ascomycota, Leotiomycetes, Helotiales, Sclerotiniaceae.
CAGCUCGUUUUGCAUGAGAAUACAUAUAUAAACUUACCACCCACUUCUCUCCAGAACAAUUCUUUCUUUCAAUCAAUGAGACUCGGUCAAUUCAUCAAGUCGAGUAAUUCAUCGCCAGAUAUUACUAACAUUCAUUUUGUAUUUGUGUGAAAGAAUUCAACGUCUAAUUUUCUAUCAAAUUCCUCACAGACUUCAUUUCAGCGACCGAGAAUGUUUACGAGAAAUCUCAAUAAAUCACAAACAACGGAGAGCUUUUCAAGAGAUCGUCGUCAUAAAGGAAAAUCUUCAUUCAGAGAGCAUGCAGUAUCAAAACAUCGUUAUGAGAGAACUACUCGUAAACCUCCGACCGAAGAAAUUCCUUCUCCGAAGUAUGUUGUACACAUCACCUUUAUUAUCAUGAUAACUAACUCAUAUCUAGCACAUUAACCUCCUCCAUAAUCACCAUAGUCGUCGGUCGUGAUCAACGUUUGUUCGCAGGGCACGAAGAUGUACUCUGUCUAUCUCCCUACUUUCAAUCCGCCUGUCGAAAUCAACAUAUGGAAACAACCAACAAACGCAUCUCACUUCCAGACGAAGAACCCGAGAUCUUCUCCUCCGUUCUCGAAUACUUAUAUAAAGGAGAUUACUAUCCACGACUGAUACAUAACCAGCGAAAAAAUACUUGGGAGUUGGAAAGUGGCAAUGGAGAAGGAAGGGAAUCGACUAUUCAUCAUCAUUCUCUUGAGGGAGAAUUAUUGAAAGAUACUGUUCUUUAUUGUGCAGCGGAGAAAUAUGGCUUGGAGGAACUUAAACGUGUGGCAUUGAGGAAACAGGGUCUUCGUAUGUACUUUUUCAUAAGUUUAUUCAUUUACCCCAUAUCAUAGCUUUGCUAACUGACGUGCAAAAGAAUCCGGUAUUCAAUGCAGCACUAUUCUCUCAUCAGCUCGCUAUGCAUAUGCAAAUACACCCGAUACAGAUUCGAAAUUGAGAGCUCAUUACCUAGCUCUCAUCAUUAAAAAUCGAAGCACGUUCAAAAGAAGUGGAACGAUGCAAUUGGAGAUGUUGCAAGGAGGAUCACCUUUAUUUUUCGAUUUAUUCGUCGCGCUAGCUAAUCAUAUCGAUGAUGUUGUUGCGUAAGUUUUUUAUAUCCACUUAUCGUAUGAUAUCAUGUAUGAAUGAUGGCUAACCAUGAGAAUAGGGCUUCUCCAAAAAGUAACAGGACUCAUUGAAUGAUGGGGCAGAAGGCGCAACUUUCAUCUCAUCUGAACUCAACUCAAUACUUCAGGAUCUCUGCGAGCUUUUCUUCAUGAUACGACAAUUCUCUUUGGCUAUUUCUUCCUCUAUCAACUUCUUUUUAAUCCACCUGAUUCGCUUCUCUACUUUCACUCACCAACUUUCACAAGAGCGUUUUCAUUUUCCAACCGCUCAUACAACUUUGGUCCGCGUCUCAAGUCGACUCGAGUCGGAUCUCAUCACAGAAUUAGAUUCUAUCACGCACCACUUACUUCAUUUACUUUUCACCACAAAUAUUAAAUUCCUCGCCUUUUGAUACCACCUGCCGUUAAAUUUGCUUUUUUUCCUCUACCUUCUCUACCUUCUCUACUAGCUUCACUAUCUUCACAUUUUAUCCUCGCUUCGGGAUUUGAUCUUAACUUUGACUUUAUCUUUACCUUUACCUUUUUCUCUUUUCCGCUUGAUUUUAGGGAUUUAAACUUCAUUUUCUAUCUGGCACUGCACAACGAAAUCAAAAUGAAGGUAUGAGAUGGGAUGUUAUGGAAACGAAUGGAAAAGAGAAGAGAUGGUAACUUCAACUCCAGCUUCAGCUUAAGCUUGAGCUUCGCAUGUAUAAUUAUGAUUCUUGCUUUAAAUGUUUUCAUGACUGGGUUAUUUCUUGAUUUUCAUUUUCAUUUUUAUUUUUGGGGAUUUGGAGAGUUGGAGAUGGGGGAGGGUAUUGCGUUA